AUGGCCACCGCCACCAGGGCCACCCUCGCCACCGUCGCCACUAUCGCCACCGCUAACAGGGCCACGCACUAUCGCCACUACCACCCUGGCUACGCAAGGAUGACUCUACGAUCGAGGGUGCGGGGGUAUAGUGGGGUGCCGAGAGCGCACGGGCCAUUAUGGUUUGCCCUGCCAAGGCUCGUGACACAUUGUAAGAGAAGGCAGGUACGCCGGAUCAAGGUGGUCACAAUGCAGGAAGGUGGGCGAGGGCCACUGUUUAUAUACGUGCUCAGGGGCUCAGGCCCGGGGCGCCAUGGCGUGGCGUAG
Messenger RNA from Lasiosphaeria miniovina, 306 nucleotides. RefSeq lists its product as uncharacterized. Bases 1 to 306 code for a protein of 101 amino acids. The transcript is spliced from 3 exons. NCBI's taxonomy places the organism in Eukaryota, Fungi, Ascomycota, Sordariomycetes, Sordariales, Lasiosphaeriaceae. The record is from RefSeq and is a predicted model, not a curated record.